Molecule: messenger RNA, 1923 nt
Organism: Uloborus diversus
Lineage: Eukaryota; Metazoa; Arthropoda; Arachnida; Araneae; Uloboridae
Product: zwei Ig domain protein zig-8-like
Exons: 7
Coding region: 204-1199 (331 amino acids)
Biological process (GO): synapse organization
Cellular component (GO): neuron projection membrane
Source: RefSeq, a predicted model, not a curated record
ACGUGAAGUUUUUUCAUUUCCGACGGCACUUAUCAUAAGUUUCACAGCAUAGACCAGAGAUUCGGAAAUAUUUUUUUUCUCAAGAGAUUUCAAAGGGAAAUUGGUUGCAUUUUAUGCCAAUGUUUACAUAAAUAUGCACGCUUUUUUUCAUUGUUUUUAAGUCGUGACUUAUAAUAGGAAGUGCUUAUUAAUUUCUGAACACAAUGGACUUUGUGUUGGAUUAUUCCCUGACCAGACGAAGUUGGAAAAAAAUCUAUUGUGCUCCGUCACGGACUUUUUUCUUAUUUUGGCUGCUAACAACGCAUGCGACAGGAGUGGCUUCCAAACAGCUAGAAAUACCCAAGCUGCCCUUGAGGCAUCUUCUUCCCAAGCCUUCCUUCUCAUUUUCCAAGUUUUCCGGCUUAUCCGUUGUUCCUCCUGCAGCACUUCUGAAUGGUAAACAAUUCAUCGUUGAGCCGGUAACUACUAGAAAUGUCACUACACAAAUAGGACAGACUACUUAUCUCCACUGCAUUGUUGAUAAACUUGAAGACAAAACGGUGGGUGGCCUACAGCGUCAGGUGUCUUGGAUUCGACUUCGAGAUUUUCACCUGCUGACUGUUGGAUUGUACACUUACACUAGCGACUCAAGAUUUCAAACUAUUUACAACGAAUAUGCUACGGAUUGGACUUUACAAAUAAGAUAUCCACAACUGUCCGACGAAGGAUUGUAUGAAUGCCAAGUAAGCUCAGACCCACCAGCUAGUCAUUACGUCUAUCUUAAAGUACUUGUGCCUAAAACAAAAAUUCUUGGUGGAGGAGAUUUCUAUGUGAACGUUGGCAGUGAAUUGAAUCUGACUUGCGUCAUCACAGACUGCCCGGAGCCUCCCGCUUUUGUGUUUUGGUAUCGUGAUAGCAGAAUGAUCAAUUACGAUACAGCGCGUGGAGACAUCACAGUACAGAAAGCCGGUAAUGACACUGCUAUUAGUCGUCUGCGUAUCAAGAACGCCCAGACAUCUGAUUCAGGCAAUUAUUCGUGCUGUCCAUCCAACGCGGACGCUGCGAGUAUCUUUGUCCACGUGUUAAAAGGAGAAAAGCAUGCAGCAGUCCAAAACGAUGCUGCAUCCACUUCGAAAUCCACUCGUUUUGCACCAUAUGUGGGCUUACUCAUCGUGUUCCAGCUCAUUUUCCUGACUGUAGUCCGGAUUUGUGCAAGGUGACACCAAACAGAGGACGUUACGCCAUUAACUAAGUUCUCUGUGAGAAAUCAGACAUCCUAUUCUUCAUUCUACGUUUUGUUUCAUAUUCCAUGUUCCUUUAUACUUAGUAUUUCAUUGUUUUCCUAUGCAAAGAAAUCUCAGGAAUGAUUUUUGUGAAUUCAUUUUGUGUUUGUCGUGAUUUGAGUCAAGUAGAACGUUUACAGUUGCCUGUGUAUCCGUUGUGUACGUCACUUCGUUUUUGAUCCUUUCCAUGAGAGAUUUCUUCAAGUACCUUAUUUAUAUUUUCUUUGUAUACACAUAUGUGUACUGUCCUAUCUGAAACAUGAUUGCAUAUCAUUAUUCAUUGUACUUAUUUAUUUUUCGUACUUCUACUCAUAUGUGCUGUACAUAUUUUAUUUAGUAUGCCUUACAGUGAAAGAAAUGCCUUGCUGAAGAUAUAUUUUUUGUUUAGUAGCGCAAAUUAGGUCUUAUAUAAGAUAUUUUUCAUUUUAAAUUAUUGACAAUAUUCUGGUAAUGAUGUGAAACUGCUUUUUUUGCAUUGUUUACUUCUAUUGAAAACUGACUGCAUUGCAUCAAAUGUUCAUAAUACUCAUUUUAACAUCCCACAUCCAACCUUGAACAACAUAUUAUGUUCUUUUCUAAAAGCUGCCAUCGUACUUGUAGACUUUGAAUCAUUCAUGCCAAAAUUCAUCUCGAAAUUCAUAAUACAAUAUUGGUCUAUUGA